Messenger RNA from Pocillopora meandrina, 12405 nucleotides. Lineage: Eukaryota; Metazoa; Cnidaria; Anthozoa; Scleractinia; Pocilloporidae. The record is from the annotation of a GenBank genome assembly.
AUGGCCAAGUUACUACAGGUAGUUCUCCCCAUGUUGAAUUUGAUUUGGAGCGCAUUUUUUGAGCAUGGACAACGCAAAAAUCAAGUAAGGAUUUCCCUUUUAUUUUUGUUGUUUCCUUAUACGUUUCAGACGAAGAUGCGUUUCAGAUUCAAGCAAGUGUACAUGAAAGACCAUCUUUUGGGGUUAAAGAUCACAAAUUGGCUACAAUUAGUUGCAAAUUUAUAGUAAUUUCUGUGUUUGGUGAUUUCUUCCUUCCUACAGUUGUAAUUUUAUGUUCAAUACACACUCAGACAAGGAUAUUUUUUAGCCAAAGAAAAUACGUGUCUACGUUCAAUUCAUUAGUAGUUAACAGAAGGAAAGAGAAAAACUGAGUAUGGAAAGCUGAAAUGAAGUGUUAAUUUUUACAAGUAAUCAAAUGAUGUUUCAUGCAAUUUGGAAACAUGAGCUAGUUUACCUUUCUGAAGACUACAGGUGGCAGUCGCCCAGAUUUAUUCAAUUUUGCAGUAUUUUAAAAGUUUAUGUAUGCUUAUUUAUUUUAAGUUGUACUUGAAAUCCAUUAGUUGACUUUGUAGAUGCUAAUUUCCUAGAGUAAUGAGAAGAUCUAUUCAUAAUAUUACAAUGAACCGUGUCUGUUGAGGCCUAAUUUUUCAUUGGUCUGUAGAAUGUUCUUCAAAAAAGGAACAGUGUGUCAUAAGCUUUGCUGUGUGUAAUUGAUAUUGUAUUUAUUGAGUUUCAUCUUCUAUUUAUCAAAAGAGAACUGGUCAAGACAAGGGUGAGAGAAAUACAAUGGUUGUAGUUUCCCCAUUUGAUGAAAGUGUUCAAGGGGAUCUCACUGAUGCUAUUGAAGACAUAUUAGAGAAAUUCCAUCAAGCUUUUCUUGGUUGCUCUCUGUCUGCCUCCAAUUUGUCUCAGCUGGUUAACAACAGGAAAAAAAUUAAUUGCUUGUACCAAGGUGAGCUUAAUUAAAUGGUAUCUGAAAAGGUGCACAGUGGAACAUGUAUUAAGUUGUCACCCAUGAGGAAUGGCAAGAUGACUCAGUAGUUAGGAAACUGAUUGUUUAAUACAGGGUGAUAGCUUAAUAGGGUGCCACUUAAUACAGGUUGGACUGAAUUACUUAAUGUGUUCUCCAAUUUUCGUAAGUAAAAGAGUAACGAGCUCUUCUGUAAAACUUUUAAGUUUUUUUUUUAUGUCAAGUUUUAGUUUUUAUACAGUACCAAUUAGUCAUUUGUCUAAAAAUAUCCUUACCUUUUUCCUUUCUGCAAAACUUGCCUCUCUUUGUGAGUAUUUAAAGCGUUUAAAUGAAUAUAUUUUACCUACAGGAAACGAACAUGCAAUGUUGCAGAGAGUUUUAUUUAUGGUUUUUUAUAUGUUAUCUAGCUUCUUGAAAUAUUGGUUUUAGGGAAAUUCAGCACAGGAUGACUCAUUUUUUGUUGAUUGAUAAUUCAUUAAUGUUAAUUAACAUUGGUAUUACAUAACACAUUAAUUAACAUCAUCCAAAUCUUUUCAUGGGAUGCUUCUAUACUGGAUACACUUACCCUCAUUCUGAGUCUGCCUUCUGAAAGGACCUUCCACUACACUUAGUCGUCUAAUGGAGGAUUAGUCUAACUAACAUAAUGGAGCUCUUAACUUUACUAUGAUUGUGAUAGUUGAUGAUAGCAUACAAAUUGAUACAAAUUGAGGCAGUAAUGGAAGUCAGUCUAUGUUUGUUGACAAGUUCAAUGAACUGAAUUUUUUAGAGCAGUCUAGCUUAUAAUUAUAAUAAUAAUAAUAAUAAUAAUAGUAAUAAUAAUAAUUACUUUAUUGGAUAACACAAUUACCGGUAGAACCAGUAGUUCUCAUUGUGGUCCCCUAAAACUUCAAAUUCAAAUAGCAAAAAUGCAAAGAAAAAAUACAGUUAAAAAUUGAAAAUUAAAAAUUGAAUAAAAAUUUCUGCUUACAGUAAAAUUGUCAACUCUGGAGUUCCAAUCUAUAUGUUUUCUUAUAAAGUUGAUUUUUAAAUUUACCAAGGGAAGUGAGACCCCCUAGUGGCACCGUCUAGGUCAAUUACCAAGUAAAGAAAGAAGAAAGCAACUCAACCCAUACCCCUCCAAAAAAUUAAUCUUGCAUUAAUAGCAAUUGCCUAUGUUUUUGUUUGGUAUGCAAGAGAAAUAGAGGAAUAGAGGGAAAAUGUAUGUUAAGUACAUGUUUAGGAUGAAAGUAAUGUGACAUUAUGUUUUUUUUCUUAUUUGUAUGUUUUAGGACAUUGAAAAGUCAAGGAAAUCAUAGCAUUAGGGUUGUAGUGCAGUAUUUUGAUUUGACCACAGCUAUUAGACUCACAGCUAUACAGUAUUGUACUUGUAUGGUACACUACCUUCUGUAAUGUGAUGUUUUGUUUUUUUGAAAUUUUGUUGUAAUUUCUUCAGUUCUUUUUUACUUAGUUCUAGAUCACAGAAAUGUUUUUAAAAGAAAAAAUAGGCACAUGUGUAUCAACCAUACAUACUAUUUAUUUUCUAGACUAUGCAUUUCUGAGAAGCAAUCCACAUGUAGAGGCAAUGUGCACCUGUAUACAAGCUUUAGAGAAUGGUGACUUUCAGCUGCUUACUAAAAUUGAUAACAUUCUGGUGAGUGCUAUUUACACUGCAUUAAUUUAAGACACUAAAUGAUGUUUAAUGGGAGCAAAUUAUUAAAGAUUUUGUUCUUUUGAACUUUCAGCUGAACAAGAAAAAGUAUGUUGAUCUGUGGUUGCAGGGAAGUGUGAACUUUAACACUGGUUUACUUCAGUCCUCUAUCAUAGACAAAGACAUCCAGGGAAAAGAUGUUGAAGAGCUUCCUUCAUCAAACAGCUCAGGUUGCAGUAGUGAAAAGGACUUCUGUCAAAAUGUCUCAUUAUACAAUUCUCCAGAGGAGAGUAACAUUGAAAUAACUGAUGAAUCAGUUUACCCUUCAGUUGGUUUGCAGGAAAACCUGCAAUAUUGCCCUGGGUCUGGCCAUAACUGUUCAUAUUUACCGACAAACAUAAAUGAUCAAACUCUUGGGCAUCAAUGUUUAUCAAGAAGUGGAUCCCAUACAGAGCAGAUAGUAAGAGAAAAUGUCAAAGUAAAUUGGUCUUCACAAGCUUCUACAACUUUUGGACCCUUGAAAACAAGGGAUAGUGUAAGAGCAACUUUAGCUUAUGCAGCACUGUCUGUUGUAAUGGAAAGUGAUGAGGGUAUUCCUUACACUGCAAUGUGGCUGGAUGCUACUGAUGACAAAAAAUCAUGCAAAGUCAGAAGGGCAAGCACUGGUAGUCUUAACAAAUAUUUUUUGCACUCUCAAAGUGACAAAUUAAUAAACAAUGGGAUGUUAGAAGCAGCCAACCUUGAAACUAACUCAGCAGGAUCAUGUGGCAAAAAUUUUAACAGCUCUACUGAGUCUGUUACAGAAUAUCAAACUAGGAAAGCUAUUGGACACAAUAGGUCAAAGUCAGAUCAGCUUGGUGUGACACAAAUUCAGAAGCAGGAGUUCAUUAAUGAUCUGGCUCUAAGUGGUGGAAACAAGGAGAAUUCCUGCAGUGAUCUUAACAGAUUGUCAUCUUCACUUCCUGCUACAUCAGGUGAGAAUUUGAAGCAAUUCUUCAUUCUCGGCAUGAUGUUACCAAUACCUUGUGGAACUAUUCAAUUUUUCUUGUAGAAUCUCUGUACUGCAUUGACCCAUACAUGGAUGAUCCUUAUCAAGAAAAAUCACUGGCAACACUUCUAGCAUCACAGGAUUUUAGUUCUUGUGAAUUAGACAAGGUAUUUGCCUCUAACAGCAACUGUUUUAAAAUUUAAUUUCAUAUAGCAAAAGAUUCAAAAACAAAAGGAUCAGUAGCACAGUACAUAUGAACAAUAGCGUAACAUGCAAGAAAAAUACAAAAUAUUUAUAAAGGAAUCAAAAACCUCUUGAAACUCUUUACUUAGAGAAUAUAUUACAGUUCUUUCACUUAUUGCUUUAUUUUGGGACAUUUCGGUUAAUUUCCAGCAAUUUCUCUAUUACCCAUGAUGCAUUGCGACCCCACCCAUUUUCAUUUGCAUGAUCUCUUUCACGUGUACCAGGCUUGCUACAUAGCAAAAAGCUUCUAGAAGCUUCUAGGGUGGUUACAAAGCUGUUGUUUUUCCUUCGAUUGCACGUAGCCGAGUGAAAUGGCGGUCGAAGUGGUCGAGAGUUUUCGAAGUGACGCGCGGCUGUUUUCGCUUUCUUCCCUCAAUGUAACCUGAAACCCUGAACGAAAUGUUUCAAAACGUUUGGGAUUUAGAAAAACGCUUCUUGUUCCCUCAAUUUGUUAUAUUUUCUCGUGAAAAUGAGCAGUUAGCUUCGUUAUGAGAUGAGAAUGACACCGCAGGAAAUUAACAUGUUUGGUCCAACGCCGGCAGUACUGCGGAUGGCUUACAUUUGGCAUUGCAUCCUUUAUUUACGGAAAGACGCGGUAUGUUUCAUAGUGUUUGGGAAUCAAACAUUUGCUUCAUUCUCAAGAUUGAAAUACGCAAAGUCGCCAAAACUUUCAGGACUGGCUCUUCAGAAGAUGAGAAUUCCAUUGUAACAAGCUUUUUACUAUCACGGCAUUCUAUGCCGCCGAGGGGAAUACCUUUCUCCUGAUUUCAUGGACUGAAACAUGGAGCGUGAUGCUUGUACACUUGAACAAAAAGUGCUAUUUUUCUCUAAGGAUAGUCUGUCUUUCAAAUUUGUACAUAUACAUCUGAAAUCUCUGAUUUAUUGUGAUAUUUUAGGUGAUUUUUUCCGUUGAUAUCUUCUGCGAGAAACACAAGAAAUUUUAAGAUAAUGAUAAUUUUGUGUAUGGGAAUGUUACGCGUGACGCCCUAAAUUAUGCAUAUUUUUGGAAAAAUUAAAUUUGUAAAAAAAUGAGAAUUCAAUAAAAAUCCAUGAUAUUACGCAAAGUUGUAGAGUAUUAUGUCUUUUUUAUUUGUGCCAAGUCUCGGCAUUGUAGCUGGAAAAGUACGAGAGAUAUUUUUGUUUAUGUUUGCUUCUCUGUGUUUGUGCACGUGAACUGUGCUACUGAUCAAGCAGAAAAUGAUAUGCUAACAUAGGAAAAGUUUAUGUGACAGGCAUUAAACUGGACCACCUAUCAGUGAUGAAAAGAUGAUAAAGAGCUGGCUGCCAGAUACAGUGAAAACCCAUUUAGAAAAAACUGUUUUUGCAUUUUUCUGUAAAUCUACCAAACAUAUACCUGCAUUCAAAGUGACAGAAAUUAUUGCCAACAAGCCUUUCCAGCAACUCUGAAAAUUUUUUGUGGGAUCACAUAUAUGACACAAUUUAUUUAAUAACAAAAAUUUGUUGUCUGCAUAUCCUUUUUUUAAAAAAAAUCUUGAUAUUGGGCAAGCAAUGAAUGAAAUCCAUAUUUCUAUUUUCCACUUCUUCACUGGUGUGGUUAUGGCUGUGAUUUGUCUUCAUUUGAAUGUGUUCUUUUACAGGAGAAUGCCCAUUUUAGUAUAUCUGAAGCACUGAUUGCAGCAAUUGAACAGGUGUGAAGUCACUUAAUAUGUGCAACUUCUUUAUUUCACUAUUUCAUAUUCAUAUUUUAAUACCUUAUAGAAGUCACGGCCUUCAUAAGUUAAACAAAUUGUAUCUUUCUACAUGUUUAGGAAUGUUGUAUUUCAUAUAAACAGUGUAGUGUACUGUGGUAGUGUCUAAAUACAUUCAUUAAACAAAAGUUGGCAAAAUCUUUCACUGUGAGUUUUUAAAGGAGAUGCAUACUCUAAAAAGCAAUUUUUAUUGCCACUUUUAAAAUGUACAGGUAUGUUUCAAUUCUUUUAAACUAAGCAUGUUUUUAGACUCCAAAAAGUAAGCCCACUUUUUUUUUAAAUUCUUCAAAAUAUUCAACUAAAAAUACCAUUUUGUGCACUGCUUUGUAAUUUGCGUACCAAUCUGUGAAAUCUUCCCUGGCCCAGUUGUUGAAAGGGAGGAUAUUGCUAACCAACAGAUAAAUCACUAUCCAGCAGAUGACUGUAAACUAAACAUACUGGACCAUCCACCACAUAGGGAUUCAUCCAGUGGAUAAAAUUAUCCACCAUUUGAAAAAAGCAGAACCAGUUCUUGUACAUGUUAGUUUUGGAUGUGUAUAGCUAAGAUACAGAGUUUUUGUUGUUGGUGGUUGUUUUUAAAAUGGCAUCCUAAGGAUAGGACUUAAACCUAUUUGAAGACAGUAUUUUAACAGUUAGCUUGUACAUUGUUUUGAAUGGUAGGAAUUAAAAUCAUACAUGUACAUGGUUUGGAGAGUAUAAUUCUUCAACAUGAUGAUGCUUUCUUAAUCUGGGUGUCCUAGAGUUUUCUCGAUUUGAAUGAAUUUAUGUUGUGUAUUAUCUCUAGUAUAUUGUGAAAUGAAAAUUUUAUUGAAUGAGAACCUGGUCACUUGACUGAAUUUCAUACAGAUGAAGUGUGAUGCUGUCAAUGCAUCAGAGGAGGAGGAGGAGGAGGAGGAGGAGGAUGAAGAAAUCCUUUACUUGAAGAAAGAACUUGAGAGAAAGAGGUGGGAGAAAAGGCAAAGAAAAAAUUUGCAAGAACAGGCUGCCUUUAGUGAUGAAGCCACCCAAUCUACAGCCUCUGAACCCAGCAUGCAGACAAACUCUUCAAGUGAGUCAUUAUAAUAGAAAAAAAAAAAAACAGAAGUACCCAAAGAUUAAAUUCAAUUACGAGUCAAUACUCCUUUCUCUGCAAUACAAGAUUCUGCGAUUCCCAUAAAUUUUACAAAGUGUUAUUGAAUUGAAACAACAAAAUUAAAGUUCAUGGAGGAGAAAUGCUACAAUUCAACACUGACCAGAACGAUGGUUAGAUAUGCAUCUUGAGUACUGCAGUAUUGGUUGAAUCCUGUUUAUUACUUGGCAGCACAUAUAUGUGUAUAUCUUGAACUUGCAAUAGUUUUAUGAGCUACAUGUAUUUGUAUUAGUAUAUGUAAAAACAUUAUUUUGAGUGUAAUUUGGUGUUAAUAAGCACAAGUAAAUUUUUCAAAGCCAUUAAAAUUGCAUGAGCCCAUAGGGCAAGUGCAAUUUAUAGUCUUAAAGAAUUUCAAGGGCUUAUUUACACCAAAUGGCACUUGGGUUACAAGUUUGCAUUUGUGUUACAUGAAAUAUAAUUUAGUGUGCAAACGUUACCAGACACUUGGCUUCUGUAAGAGGAUCUCAAAAAAUAAAGUAUCCUGUCCAGAAUUUUCAAGUGAUGUAUAUGCAUAGUGAACAAGAAUCAUGAAUGGACCUGACUGUUCUAGCUUAUUUUAAUUCAGCUAAGAUUUUUCAGAACUAAGAAUAACUAAUGAUUAACUGUAAGGAAAAAGAUUCUUUGAGCUGGUGAUUGAUUUUGUUUGUGUGGCACCUGACAUCAAACACAUUACUUCUAUUAUCUUUGAUACUGUACUGUAAUUAUAAAAAAGCUCAUGUGAUAUGGAAGAAUUACUGCUUGUCAAAGCAGUACAGUGAUCUAUUAGCAUUAAAAUAAUAUGGAGAAUUGAUUGAACAAGGAGAGAAGAGGCUUUCAUUUCUUUGUAUUUCUUGGUGUUUAGUUUCCUAUUGAAAGAUUUUUUCAAAUGAAUCAAGAAACUGUUUUGGAUUGGGGUAUUCUUUUGAGUGAAUAUUAAAAUGAAGUGCUUGGCUUCUAAGCAACAAAAAUAUAUUUGACAUUUGAGUUAUCAAAAAAAUAUAUGUGACGUUUGAGUUAUCUGGGUUCAAGCACUCUCCCUCUGUAAAAAGGUUGUGUGUUAAAAAAAUUUGUCUCAAUGGUGCCCAUUUUGAAUAAUUGUCCCAAAAAAAAUGUACUGACUUUAUGAAACAUGUCACAACUAAUUGUUUUUACUUUAACAGCAAAUCAAAGUGUUUUGUCUCAUUUAGGGUCUGUAUUUGACAGUGAAGAUGAGCUCAGUACUGAGUGGGAAGAACUAAGUCCAACAGAUGAACAAUUUCAGGAAAACAAUGAAUUCCGUACAUCCAAUGCUACACCCUCUUAUCCUAGCUCUGUGACAGACACUGUAUUAGACUCAGUGCAUAAUCCAAAUUCCAAGCUGCACUAUACCCAGUUGUCUGCUGAAGCAGUAGCCAAAAGCUUGUUGCAGAAGUUUGCCAACCAAAAACACCCAGCAGCAUGGGAACUGCAAUGGUUAGUAUCAUUUCAAGAUGCUCCUCAGUCCUUGCUUCCUCUACCAGAUACUGUGGCUGUGGCACCAGAUGAUAUCCUUCAAGUUGAGGCACUAGAGAAUAAACUAAUGUCCAGACAAAACUCAUUGCCAGUGAGUACUAAAUCAUCCAUAACUAAGGUGUCAUUUUAAGACAAAGGUUUGAUCAAGGCUUGUCAAGGAAACCAAGAUAAUAAUAUGGAGGAAUGAGGGUUGAAAUGGAGUAGUAAUGAAAUAGCAAUUCUGUCCAUUAUGUUGUGAAUAAGAAGUUACCUAUAGAAAAUUUUCUUGUGCACUGUAUAGUGAUCUAACCUCUAUAUUAUUAUGUAUGUCGACAUGUAUGUAAGAACAAGUGGUUGAUUAACAUGGUUGUUAAAAAACAAUGCAUCUUUCAAUUUCAGAGCCGUAUUCGGGGAAACUCAGAAUGGGCCCCUCCACGGGCACAGAUUAUUUUUCAUACUCAUAAACCACCUAGGUAUGUGUCCUAUAUAUUGAACAGUUUGGAGUGUUACCUAUUUGUGAGAUGAGCAAGCCAUUUAGGCCUGUAUGAUAUGGGAUUUAUUACAACCAACUUGGUGCUACAUGCCUGGUUAGCUUUACCAUCUAAUAUCCAACACAAACUCAAAGACUAACUUUUAAAUAGUCAAAAACUAGGUGAUCUGUGUUAAAUUAGCAUUGCAGUAAAUUUUUGUGAUGGAAUAGUUUCUUUAGGGAACCAGUAAUAUUUUUAGGCAUUUAAAAGAAGGGACUAGCUUUAAUUGAGUUUGAGUUGUUUAUUUAAUAAUACUCCACACUGUGUUUGGCAAAUUCAAAUAUUGCUAAGAUUCUUCCUGUCAUCUAAGCUCUUCAUAUGGUUUUACAAUCAUAAGCUAAAUAUAUAUGUCAAGAAAGAAAAGAAAUUCCACAGAUUGAAGGGUAAAUAUUGUAUGAAGAAAUUAAAGAAUGUGUAAAUACAGGAUUUUGCUUGAUAAUAAGGUUGUCAAAAAACGAACCAAAUUCCAACUUCAGUGGCUGCUGCAGCAUGUUUCGUGGGCAAAUUUUCAGCUCUUGUAAAUUUGAAGUAAAAAAGAAGCCAAUGCCUUUAAAGUUGCAUCAGAAAAUUUUUUAGGAAAAGUGGUUCUUUAUUUUGGACCAAAGAGAGAUAAAUUCAAGAUUCCAUUGUGGAUUUAUGGUCUUAAAAGCCUUACAGAUCAGUGCAUCUUGCUUUCUUUCAAAAACUGUGUUUCAAUUACGUAAAAUUAAUUGUGUGCUUGGAAGGCAAGGGCUGAUUAUUAUGAUUGAUAGACCAAGGUAACUAAUUUGUGCCCAAAUUUCAGGAGAAAAGAAUGUAUGAGACAGCAAAACUUCAGAUGUGCUGGUUGUGGUAUGGCAGUCUCUCCAGGCAAGUUGUUAAAAAGCAUUAUUUAAGUUCUUUUUAGUAUCUACAGAAAAAAAGACUUUCUCUUUAUAUCUUAAUUAUAUCAGUAGGCCACUUAGGAGCCCUUACCAGAAUCUUGGUCCUGAAUUUGGCAAAAUUUGCUCUGAUGAAGGGCUAAUGCUUCAAGCAUCAGCUUUCAAACUCAUUGCAGUGGCAAAUUUGUUAUCAAUUCCUAUAUGCUAGUAUACAUGCAUUUUGUUCAUUUUUACAGCCUCUUCAUUAAUUUCUCAGAGUUAUGACAGAGAAACUUUCAAAAUACUGCAGAUUCCCUUAUUUGAUAUUUAGACCACAAGUGCUUGUCCUUACUAUUUUCAGUUACUGUUUUCAUAUAUUUUGUUUGAAUUUUUUGAUUGUUUACCUUUUUCUGUUGGGGUUUACAAUAUACUUCAGUCAUUGACUUUGCUGGAGAACAUGUGGACUCUACUGGAAACAAUUGUGAGACUGAGAAAAAUUAUUUUUCUAAUAAAUUGAUGUAGCAUAUACCUCAUGUCCCUGUAGUGGACACAAAGUCCUUGUUUGCAGAGUUCUUGCUGCUUAUCAGUAGUUUGGAUUUACAAAUUUCUGUAUUUUAAAUAAGUAGUGGUUUUUUCCCUUUAGAUUACAUGAGGCGAUUUCGGUACUGCCACUACCUGGGAAAAUAUUUUUGUAGUACUUGUCAUAACAAUGUAUUGGAAGUGAUCCCUGCUAGAGUCUUAAGAAAAUGGGACUUCGCCAAAUAUCCUUUCCAUCUGAAAUAUAAUUUAAGUACUUUUUCUUAUUAUGUUAGGAUGAAGAGUUAAUUAAUUGGUAUUUAAAUGUUUCUUAAGCCACUUAUUUAUACAGAAGUUCCAGCAGCACCAUUUAAUGAUUUUAUUUAGCCAUUCUAUAUCAUGUGGGAACACUUCAUUGAGGUUUGGUAUAGACAAAGUAAUCAGACUAAACAAUAUGUAUUUUGCAUUUCAAGCUUGUAUGCCCUUUUUUUGCAAAGAAUAUUGGAAUCAAUUCAUUAUUUUGUCAAAAUACACCUAGGAAAUUUUGAUUGUGCUUAAUCUUGUUCACAAAAUCAAGGAGUCUUCCUUUUCCAUCAAGAAAAUUUUCAACCUUUGCUCAAGAAGGAAAUAACACUGGAGAGGUGUUUUUUGUAUUCAAAUCUGUACUGAUCCACAUGCUUGUACACAGACAUUGUAAGUCUAACUAAAAAUAAUUUGGAAACACUAAAAGCCUUGUUCAAAUGGUCAUGAUAGCUGAUGAUAGUUUCAACUAUUGUGCUUGUUUGAAUGUGAACUAUCAUGCACUAACAUUCACUACCAUCAACUAUCAUCAACUAUCAUGUAGUUUGGACAUGUUAAAAUUUGACAUGAUAAUUGAUGAUAGUUUUUGCCAUUUGAAUGAGUGGAUGAUAGUUUUUUGGUCAGUAGUUUUGCUUAAAAAAGGGCUCAAACAAUAAAAAGUAGCCACCAAAAAUUUGCAGAAUGUAGUAAGUACAUUUCCAACUGUUUGGGGCAUAGGAAUAUCACAAUUUUAAGAGGGGUUCCAAAUAAACUGAUUACACAAUAAGUGUUUACACUGGUAGGUUCAGCUGCACUUUCUCUCACCCUUUCUCAGAUAAUUAUGUUCCUGUUGUAUCAUGCAUAUGUGAUAUAGCCUUGUUCAUUUUAUGACACAGUUUUGUUUAUUCCACAAACUUUUGUUCAUUCAUUGGUUUCAAGUGUUUCAUGGUUACAGCAAUGAGUGUCUUUAUAAUGGUACCCAUUCACCUCGCCACCAAAGUGUAAUCAAUCUUGUCACUAAACAUAAUGAUCCAGUAGCAAUUGAUGUAAUUGUAUUAAGUGUAGCUAGAGGAUGUUGGAUUAAACAAAUAUAGGUUUGCUUGAGCUUGUUGUUAUCAGGUAAAAAAUUAACAGGAUCUCCUUGUGAGCUUUAAAAGCAGUCUUGUUUUGUUGAUGAAAAAGUGCAUGCCAUCACUGACAUUUCUUGUCGAUCUUGUUAUUCAUUUGUUCAAGUAGAAAGUUACAGUCAAUUUGGCUUACCUUUCCUUUCAUGAACACUCUAAAUAUUCUCAGGCUAGAAUUCAUCAUUCAGUAGUCUGUUUGAUAUCUUCUUUAGUCAGAUCAAAUUGGUGGCUUUUUAUUGUUUCUGCCAUCUCAAAAAGAACUACUGAGCCUUCAGCACAGUUUUGCAGUAUUCCUCAUGGGAUUCUAAUGGCAAUGUUUGCAAGACUCCAGAUGAAACUUAAGAGUCACUUAUAGCUUUGAAUUUAUACCAAAUUAGCUAGCGACCUUGGUGGCCAGUUUACUGAUGGCAACUUGGUGGUGGCAAGAUUGCCCUGGUGGCAAGCUCACUGGUGGCAGGAUGACUGUGUACCUUAAUAAUGAGUGUCUUUAUAUUGAUAAGUUUUCAUAAACAGGUUAAUCAUGUACGAUGUUCACUAGAUUUCUAAUCCUGUCAAUGUUGCAGACCAAAUGUGUAAUUUAUUUACUAUGUGACAAUGUGUGUACACCGUAACAAAAGAUUGUGAUUAAUCAGGUUGCUCUGAACUCAAGAUGUAGUUUAAAUCUAUAAAUUUUGUCAGCUUUUGAAACCAUUCUCCUCUUUUACCUAUGUUUACUGCUGUUUCACUGGGUUUCCAUAACUUGACAUCAGAUAUGAGGUGUCUAAUUUUGCACGUGACUUACUGCACAGGAUAUCCUUUGAUCCUUUGUUUAAUCUGAUGGAUCUCAAUCCCUCAUUAUACAAGCGUUUUUCGAGUUCUAGAACGAUUGAAGGUAAUUUGGUUCACACUAAUGAUCUAUUUUUUUUUUUAUGUAUAUCGUGCCUGAUGCAAUAUUUUAUCUCUUGUCAGGAUGUUCGUGAGACGACUUCACUUUUUCAAGUCCUUUAUUCAAACAUGCCGUAA